AACUCUCUUCUCUCUGACUUACCAAACAAACAUAACCAACCAACCCAAUUCUCACUCUAUCUUGCCUCUUCUGAACAACUGCCACUUCUGCUCCUCCAACUGCUCUCUCAGACUCAAACUGAUCGUUGAUCACUUUUUCACAGAAUUCCGUUGCAUUCCUCAGCCUCUACUACUAUCAAAUCAUUGAAAAUGUUUCGUGUCUCCGACUUCGAAGACUUCUUCUCUCGCCGGUGCGUCUGGGUGAACGGUCCGGUUAUCGUAGGCGCCGGACCCUCUGGACUUGCAGUCGGCGCCUGCCUGAAAGAACAGGGUGUUCCCUUUGUAGUUCUCGAGAGGGCUGACUGCAUUGCCUCUCUCUGGCAAAAGCGAACCUAUGAUCGCCUCAAGCUUCACCUUCCCAAGCAGUUCUGUCAACUUCCCAAGGUCCCAUUCCCAGAGGACUUCCCUGAAUAUCCAACCAAGAAGCAGUUCAUCGAGUACCUAGAGUCGUAUGCUAAGCGCUUUGAGAUCAACCCACGAUUCAAUGAGUGUGUGCAGUCUGCUAAGUAUGAUGAGACCUUGGGGUUGUGGAGGGUCAAGACUGUUUCCGCCAGCAGUGGCGCUCGCUCUGAGUUUGAGUACAUUUGCCGCUGGCUCGUUGUGGCGACAGGGGAGAAUGCCGAGGCUAUGAUGCCUGAGAUUGAAGGCCUAUCCGAAUUCAGGGGCAAUGUCAUUCACGCCUGUCAUUACAAGUCCGGCGAGGACUACCGUGGAAAGCGAGUACUAGUUGUUGGGUGUGGCAAUUCCGGCAUGGAACUCUCUCUUGAUCUCUGCAACCACGAGGCCUUCCCAUCCAUGGUAGUCCGAAGCUCGGUUCAUGUCUUGCCGAGGGAGGUUCUCGGGAAAUCAACAUUCGAAUUGGCGGUUCUGAUGAUGAAAUGGUUGCCUCUGUGGCUGGUUGAUAAGCUGUUGUUGAUUCUGGCAUGGUUAGUGCUUGGAAACAUUGAGAAAUACGGGCUGAAACGACCUCCAGUGGGUCCUUUACAGCUCAAGAACUCUGCUGGAAAGACCCCUGUUCUGGAUAUUGGUGCACUGUCAAAGAUCAAAUCCGGUGACAUUAAUAUCGUCACUGGAAUCAAAAGGUUCAAUCGUGAUAGUGUGGAGCUUGUCGAUGGAGAAAAACUUGAUGUUGAUUCGGUUGUUCUGGCAACUGGGUACCGCAGCAACGUCCCUUCUUGGCUUCAGGAGAGCGAAUUCUUCUCCAAGAAUGGGCUUCCAAAGACUCCAUUUCCAAAUGGGUGGAAAGGCAAGGCAGGGCUUUAUGCAGUUGGGUUCACAAGGAGAGGGCUCUCUGGUGCAUCUUCUGAUGCAGUGAAGAUAGCACAAGAUAUUGGCAAAGUGUGGAAGGAGGAAACAAAGCAGAAGAAACACACAACAGCCUGCCAUAGGAGAUAUCGAUCCGUCCAAAUGGGUUCCUUGACAGAGAUCGGUCAAUCGUGUAUAAUAAUAAUGUAAAAAGAAGGAAAAAAAAAAGACAGAUAGCACAGAGAAUCAGAGAUCAGCCCUCUCCCAAAAGCCCAAGUUUUGAAAAAGAUUGGGCAUUUUGUGUAUUUAGGAAGAUGAGGCUUUUUCUAGUUUUUAGAUUACAAAGUUUUGUACAAUAAUUCAAUGAUUGGAUCUAAAUAAAGAUUUUAUUUUAAUGAAA
Nelumbo nucifera (sacred lotus) is the source of this 1684-nucleotide messenger RNA. Its product is annotated as putative indole-3-pyruvate monooxygenase YUCCA5. Gene Ontology annotation, biological process: auxin biosynthetic process. NCBI's taxonomy places the organism in Eukaryota, Viridiplantae, Streptophyta, Magnoliopsida, Proteales, Nelumbonaceae. Gene Ontology annotation, molecular function: NADP binding; flavin adenine dinucleotide binding; N,N-dimethylaniline monooxygenase activity. The record is from RefSeq and is a predicted model, not a curated record.